Molecule: messenger RNA, 966 nt
Organism: Saccharomyces eubayanus
Lineage: Eukaryota; Fungi; Ascomycota; Saccharomycetes; Saccharomycetales; Saccharomycetaceae
Gene: MRX8
Product: translation initiation/elongation factor MRX8
Exons: 1
Coding region: 1-966 (321 amino acids)
Cellular component (GO): mitochondrion
Molecular function (GO): GTP binding
Source: RefSeq, a predicted model, not a curated record
AUGCGGCAAGUCCACAAAAGGUAUGUGCAUCAUUCGACCGCAUUUAUACAAAGCAUCGUUGCCAAUACAAAAACGAGAACAGCAGGUACACAAGAAUUAUUAGAAAGAUAUAAAAUAAAACAAUCAAAGGCUGUUUCCAGAAAGAGAGUUGAUAGUUGGCCAAAAAAAGAGGUUCCGGCUUGGCCAAGACUAAAUGACGACUUUAAUACUUACUACGGAAAGCCAUCCGAUUCUGAUCUGAAUAAAACCAAUCAUUUCUUCAAUAAGGCAAAAGUGAAAUUUGAAUGGAGUGCUGCUAGUUUCGAUGACAUACCUAGCCAGAAAUUAAAAAAUCUUACAACGUUUAGGGAACCCGAUUGUAACACACCAAAGAAACAAGGACGUGAUACUAGCAUCCCGCCUGCGUGGCUCAAUACUUUGCCAGAAGUGAUCUUUCUCGGAGGAACUAACGUAGGAAAAUCAUCUAUCUUGAACAGCAUAACCACCUCAAUUCUAAGCAAAGAAGUGGGAAGUUUAGCAAGAGUUUCGAAAACAACAGGUUUUACAAAAACUCUUAAUAGUUAUAAUGUGGGGAAUAAACUCAGGAUGAUUGACUCGCCCGGUUAUGGGUUUAAUAGUAGUAAGGGACAGGGAAGUGUCACUCUACAAUACCUCCUAGAAAGAGAAGAGCUUGUUAGGUGUUUUCUGUUACUUGCCGGUGAUAAGGAUAUAAACGAUACAGAUAACAUGAUGAUUCAAUACAUGCAUGAACAUGGCGUUCCUUUCGAGGUUGUUUUUACGAAGAUGGACAAGGUGAAAGAUUUAGAUAGCUUCAAGAGGAAGAUUGAGUCUUCAGGCUUGACUGAAAUGCCAACACUUCCCAGAAUUAUACUGACUAACUCGCUUACAUCUAGUACGUCUCCCAGACGGUUCGGUAUAGACUUAUUAAGGUAUACGAUAUUUCAAAGCUGCGGCUUGAUUUUAUAG